GCGCUUUGCUUUUAGUCGCGUCGCGGUGCGCGCGCGUGCGUCGCGAUUUAUUACACGCCGCCGAUGACGAGCGGGAAUCAAAUGCGCCCUGUCCGAUGCGAAAGAUAUUUUGGAAAAGAUGUUUGGAAUAUUUUCGAAAAAUAUUAUUAGAAAAUAUUUGUUCAGUUCGCGAAUAUAAUAGACGGAUUCGUGAAACGUUCGAAGGGAAAGUUUGGAACUCUUCUUCCGUCUGCCGAGACAAAUUUAAUCAGUGCACGUCCAAAUAUUGUGAAAAGAUAUUUUUGCAAUUUUUCGAGCCAAGUGUAUUAAUCAGUGUCACUUCGAAUAGUGCUAACGCAUUUUUUCUAUGCUAACUAAAUCAAUCAGUGUCAUGUUCGAACAGAUGGUUUUUUUACCUACUCAUGCGAAUGGAGCGCAGUCAAAGUGUAAAACUUUUUCUAAUUUGCGAGGCUAAAAUGUGCCAACUAGUGUAGUGUUGAAGAAAUGUUACAUUACUUUUAUUAUCUAAUCCAUCAAUAUUAAGAUUAAAACAGUGAUUUGAUGUUCGAAGAAUUUUUGAAGACUUUUCAGAAAGAACGCAGAUUUCAAAAUUGUGAGAUUUUUUAAGGUCUUAAGAGGCGGCCAUUUGGGGCACGAGAGGGUAAAAUCGAGCCGGGUUCCCGGAAGGGCGAGGGGUCGCCGACCCCGGGAGCUGCUGGUAGUCGAGUGGUCGUGGGAGAACCUGAAAGGAACAAGGCGGGAGCGCGGCGUUCACCUUCUGACGAGAUUUCGCUUAUCACGAAGGGGGGCACUCGAGGGCUAAUUUUAAGCUCUUUCUCGCGCAGCGGCGAGAAGCUCGCGCGAGGGUACGUCUUCUCCGGUCACUGUAAUGAUCAGCGAUCAUGGCGCGGCUGGUAGCGACGACCCUGACGAGUCUCCUGGUGCUGCUGCUGAUGACGAUCACGGCGAACGCCUUCUCGUCCGGGAUCAUCGCGACCACGCGAGCGCCCUUCGGCAGGAUCCUCAAAGCCGUCAAGCUGCACGGGGGAUAUAUGGAGGUGAUCAAGGAGCAAAGAUGCUCCCGCGAGCUGCUGCGAUUAACGUGCAGAUCAUUGAGAGCAUUCAUUCUCAUCUUGGAAGCGGAAUUCCGCGCAAAUCGUACAGAGUUCUGUUUCAAGGAAUCGAAAUACUUAGAAAAGUUCAAGAAGCAAAUAGACAAAGGUAGCAUUCAACAAAAGAUAAAAAAACAUCAAUACAGAGGAAACUACAUCUUGGAUGACGAGGACAUUACACCGGAUAUCGUCGACAUUAGAUCAUCCUUAAAUCGAAGAUGCUCCGGGCAGAAACAUUGCCGCUAUAAUAUGACUAUUGAAUAUCCGAGAGCACACUUCUGGAAUCCAGGUGGAAUACUCUUGAAAUACGCUUGCGUACCGGAAGCUGCGGUUAAGCGAUACUGCAAUCAAGAGGUGAAGGUAACCACCGACGUAGGAGGCUACAUCAACACGCCAGGCUACCCGCUGUUCUACCUCGGAGACAACACGUGCGGAUGGACCUUCACGACGUUUCCGGGUCAAAGAAUAGUUCUGACCUUUCAUGACCUAAAUAUCUGCGGUCCGAUGGCGGACGGGAGCUGCGUGGACAUUGUGAGGGUGAAGGAUAACGACACCACCCUUUUCGAGUUCUGCGGCACCGCGGUGGGCGUCCGGGUCGUCUCCAUUUCGAACAAGCUGACCCUCGACUUGGUCGCUUCAGCGAGAUUCAACAGCGCCCGUGGUUUUUUGCUGCAGUAUCAAGUAUUACGCAGCUGUCCAAAGGUCGCGACGCCGAAUGGCAGUUACGUGUCGAACGGUACAUUGACUUCGCGGACAUUCCUAUGCAAGCCGGGCAGCGUGUUUUCCGAUAGCGGCGAGCGAAAAAGAACGCUCGAGUGCAGAAACGGCAAGUGGAACGACACUAUCGCCAGACUACCUACUUGUGUAGCUACGUCGGCGGUAAUCGUAAAGGCGGAGACCGAUACCCGUCAUCUGGCGAGUCUGUCCGGAGACGGCACGGGGGUGAGAAUAGGACGCGGUGAGGACGCAGUCGCGAGUGGCAGCAGCAUCAGCCCUGUUAUGGAUUCGGCGCAAUCGUCCAUGAUGAAGCAAGCGGACUACGUCGUAGACGUUGUGCUGCCAACGGUCCUAAUUGCUUUGCUGUUCGUCGGCAAUGCGAUCAUCGUUUAUAUCAUCUUCCAAUAUAGAAAGAGAAAACUUCCAACGACACAGGGCGAGGAGAUGGCCCUUCGGGGUCCGACCGACGUGCCCCAAGUGUGAUUCCAGAGGCCCGAGCUAAUCGCACACGUGGUCGUCGGUACCAUCGAGAAGUCGUCAUUGAUGUCCGAGCCCAUUACGGCUACCGAGUCCACGUGGAAGACGGAGAUCGUCGCGAAGAUGCCACCAUCAGAUCGAAAAGACCUAAGAGACUCUCAAGCUCUCGCGACGAUUCUGUGCAAUUAGCUGAAAAAUUGCCGCACUCGGAAAGAGCGGAAAAACGCUUUUCUCCUUCAUGAAAAUUCUAUGGCGGUGUUCUUAUCGCGCAUAAUGUAGCUCUGCUUAAAUCUGAGAACUCUUCGCAUUACCUAAAAGAAUGAGAUACAAAAUCAUAUAACUAUAUUGAAAGGUAAAAAGUGCGCGGAGAAAUUCCAGACAGCUCUGUACUUUUCUGACUAAAUGUAUACUUGAUCGCCUCGCGUUUACAACGAACGCAUCUUCAAAUCGCGUUCGGAAAUUUAUUCAAGAGUAAUGUUGAGGAAUAAUAAUUGUCUUUUGGAACAAAAUACGUUGCCAAAAAAGACCCGAUGUUCCCAGGCGUUUUAAAUAUGAACAGACUAUUAUCGGUUCGAUACUGUACAACUCAUGAGCCUAUUACGUCAUGACCUUACAUACACUCACUUACUCUGUAUUAUAAUGUAAGGAAAUAAUAUAUUCUAUACUUCGUCCAGAUUGUGAAUAAGUUAAAAAAUAAAUCAAUGUUUUUUCUUAA
This is a messenger RNA of Linepithema humile (Argentine ant), 3000 nucleotides long. RefSeq lists its product as uncharacterized. Gene Ontology annotation, molecular function: serine-type endopeptidase activity. The record is from RefSeq and is a predicted model, not a curated record. Lineage: Eukaryota; Metazoa; Arthropoda; Insecta; Hymenoptera; Formicidae.